AUACUCCUAUAUAUAAUGCCAUCACCUUUGCAUAUAUAUAGUCAUAUAGCUAAGAUUUAUCCCUCAUAAAUGUUAUAGCUAGCUAGCUACCCUUUUUAACCACCGAAACCCUGAGGUUGCUUUUAUUGCUAUCUUCUUCCUUCUAAUUUCCCCCUUCUGGGUAUAUAUGCACUGUUUUGAACAGGGAAUACAGAAAGCAAAUACCACUAUUACUCUACUGUCACAAGCCUUAGCUUAAGAUCAACCACACACCAACAGAGAGAUGGGGAAGACAACCGGAAAGGUCAUCACCUGCAGAGCUGCUGUUGUUUGGGGUCCCGGGGAGCCUUUUGUGAUGCAACAAGUUCAAGUGGACCCGCCGCAGAAAAAGGAGGUCCGAAUCAAGAUCCUCUUCACCUCAAUCUGUCACACUGAUCUCAGUGCUUGGAAAGGAGAGAAUGAAGCUCAGCGUGCCUUUCCUCGCAUUCUAGGCCAUGAAGCCGCCGGAAUUGUUGAGAGCGUUGGUGAAGGUGUGACAGACAUGAAAGAAGGGGAUCAUGUGAUCCCUAUCUUCAACGGGGAGUGUGGUGACUGCAUCUGCUGCAAGCAUCAGAAGACUAAUAUCUGUAACAACUUUGGAGUAAACCCGAUGAAGACGGUGAUGAACAGUGAUGGUAAAACUAGGUUCUCCAUAAUAGUCAAGGAUGCCGGUGAUAGAAAACCCAUAUAUCAUUUUCUCAGCACAUCAACUUUCAGCGAGUACACAGUUCUUGAGUCCGCCUGUGUAGUCAAGAUUGACUCGGAAGCUCCCCUCAAGAAGAUGACAUUGCUCAGUUGUGGUGUUUCAACUGGAGUUGGUGCUGCAUGGAAUGUUGCCAAUGUUCAACCCGGCUCGACCGUUGCCAUUUUCGGUUUAGGCGCCGUCGGACUUGCUGUUGCUGAAGGAGCAAGAGCCAGGGGAGCAUCUAAAAUAAUUGGGGUUGACAUUAACCCCAAUAAAUUCAUCAAAGGCCAAGCAAUGGGAAUCACAGAUUUCAUAAACCCUACCGAACCUGGAAAGCCUUUGCAUGAGAGAAUCGGGGAAAUAACAGAAGGAGGUGUGGACUAUAGCUUCGAGUGUGUAGGAAACUCUGAUGUUCUUCGGGAAGCCUUUCUCUGCACACAUGAGGGAUGGGGCUUUACUGUGAUAUUGGGAAUUCAUGCAACCCCAAAAAUGCUUGCCCUCCAUCCAAUGGAACUGUUUCAUGGUCGAGGAAUUAUUGGAUCUGUGUUUGGAGGCUUCAAAGGGAAGAGCCAACUCCCCCGUUUUGCCAAAGAAUGCAUGCGAGGGGUGGUCGAUUUAGACGAGUUCAUAACACAUGAGCUUCCCUUCGAGAAGAUAAACGAUGCGUUUAAGUUGCUCGUUGAAGGCCAGUCACUGAGAUGCGUUCUGCAUCUGUGAGCUCUGUUUCACUGUCACGGUCCUGAUUGCAUAUGCCGGUGUUGUGGAGCAUGCACUUCAGUUCGGUCAACAUAUGCGUUGAAUUGACUCAAAGGUUUCUCACCUUUGCGUUGAUAAUUCAAACAAAUAAACUCUGUGAUGUAUCUUUCUGUUUAAUGAGUCAUUCUGAUGUAUAAAUGGUUGUACAGCAUUACCAUUCAAUCACGGUUGUUCUCUCUAUAAGAAAUUGAUUUACACGUUUAUCGGAUUGA
Molecule: messenger RNA, 1671 nt
Organism: Rosa rugosa (rugosa rose)
Lineage: Eukaryota; Viridiplantae; Streptophyta; Magnoliopsida; Rosales; Rosaceae
Product: alcohol dehydrogenase-like 4
Exons: 10
Coding region: 263-1420 (385 amino acids)
Biological process (GO): formaldehyde catabolic process
Cellular component (GO): cytosol
Molecular function (GO): zinc ion binding; S-(hydroxymethyl)glutathione dehydrogenase [NAD(P)+] activity
Source: RefSeq, a predicted model, not a curated record